CCUGGUAACACACGUUGGCUCACCACCGGCAAGGCGUGACUCCUCGGCGAGGAAAAGUUGUGCGGGACUUCAAUAUUUUGAGCAUUCAAACUGAGGGCCGUUUUGGCCGCAUUUCGUCACACCUAGCGUUCAUGUGGGCCCAUGAGGAUGGCUGUUGACUCAUAGGGUGAAUUUUGUUUGCUGGAAGCACCUGCCUUUGGGAAUCAGCUUCCCCAUGCCUCAUGCAGUGCUUAAAAAGAUUCGGCUUUGGAACUCCCGUUUCUUGGGUAAACUUGAGCAUCCGCUUCCGUGUUCAAAUCAGAGCGUUGGCAGGCCUAAGACCAACUCUGUCUUCAUAUCUCUGCUGCAUCCAACAAGCAUCUCGCGGCCAUCACGCUCCGUUUCCCACAUUCCGCAUUGCAUCACGACUAGAAGCUGUUAGACGCUGUAUCCACCUCAAACGAAGCUUCGCCCCUCACCAAGCCAUCACAGUGCAACGCCGCCCAAUCUCCACCACAGAAACAGCACGACACAUGCCCACCAUGAGCGGCACCGCCGAAACGCUGGACAAGGCGUUAUCGUCGAGGUACAAGGCCUCGACGGAUUAUGCCAAGCAUGCCGAUGGGAUGGAAGUUCCCUACCUAAGCCAAGAUCCUCAUGAGAUCGCCACGCUCGUCAACGGCCUUGAUGAGGCAAGCAAGAAGGGUAAAAAGAAGGGCGGUUUCAGCGCGAAGAAGACAAAAUACGCCGUUGCUUCGUCGCCGACCGGCAUUACGGUCGACUCGUGGAGGUUCCAAGAGUGGGAUUACAAGCGCCGUGAUCUCCCAACUCACGCCCGUGGGCUGUUCACUACCAGGACCAAGUCUGGCGUUCCUGAAAUUGCCGUCCGUGGCUAUGACAAGUUCUUCAACAUCAACGAAGUCCGGGAGACAGAAUGGAACCACAUUAUAGAGAGGACCAAAGGUCCCUAUGAGCUUACGCUGAAGGAAAACGGCUGCAUCAUCUUCAUCAGCGGCCUCGAAGACGACACACUACUAGUCUGCAGCAAGCACUCGACCGGAGACCGAUCUGAUGUCGAGCUCAGCCAUGCGAACGUGGGGGAGCGUCACAUCGAGAAACAGCUGGAGCGUAUCGGCAAGACCAAGCAGGACUUGGCCCGGGAGCUGAGGAAGCGAAAUGCAACUGCCGUCGCCGAGCUCUGCGACGACAGCUUCGAGGAACACAUCCUCGCGUACGGCCCGGACAAGGCUGGCUUGUACCUACAUGGUAUCAACAUCAACCUUCCGGAGUUCAUGACCUACUCAGCCCCGCUUGUCCAGAAGUUCGCCGAAGACUGGGGUUUCAUCAAGACCGGGUGCAUCCUGAUUGACAAUAUCAACGAUGUCAAAGCCUUCCUCGAGGAGGUUGCUGAGACGGGCGCCCAUGAUGGCCGUGACGUUGAGGGGUUUGUCAUCCGGUGCAAGAUGACAACAAAUCCGGGUAAAGCCCCGUACCAGGACUGGUUCUUCAAGUACAAGUUUGAGGAGCCAUACUUGAUGUUCCGGCAAUGGCGAGAGGCCACCAAGGCGCUUAUCAGCGGUAAGCAGUUCAAACUCAGAAAGCACAUCAAGAUCACGGAGGAGUAUCUGCUGUACGCCCGGAAACGGCUCGCUGCGGACCGCGGCUUAAGGGAGGCCUACAUGCACAAUCACGGAAUCAUCCAACUACGCAACGACUUCUUGGCGUACAAGAACAUGAAGGGCAGUGAUGCCGCUAAUCUCGAAGACAUCAGUGGCUCCUCCACUGUUACGCGCGAUAUCGUCCUUGUCCCGGUCGCAACAAUCGGAUGUGGGAAGACCACAAUCGGGGUGGCACUUUCAAACCUAUUCAGAUGGGGCCACAUUCAAAACGACAACAUCACCGGACCAAGACGGCCGCCAAGAUUCACGAAGGCGGUCCUGGAUCAACUCGAAGAGUUUCCUGCCGUGUUUGCUGAUCGAAACAAUGCCAUGAAACACGAGCGUAAGCAGCUAAUACACGACGUCAAGAUGCAGCACGCGACAGCCAGGCUAGUUGCCUUGCACUUCGUUCACCACGACAUCGACACCGUCCGUCAGGUUACCCAAGACCGGGUGCUCCAGCGUGGAGACAACCAUCAGACCAUUCAGGCCGCCACGGAUAUGAACAAGGUCGUUGGCAUCAUGGAGGGUUUCAUCCAGCGUUUUGAGCCCUGCGAUCCAGAGAAGGAGCCGGACGCAGGGUUCGAUGCCGUCAUUGACUUGGACCCUACUGCUGGAAGCAGGGAGAACCUCGAGACCGUGAUCAAGCAGCUGCAUCGCCAGUACCCGAGCUUUAUCAAGGAGGUCCCGUCUGCUGAGGACAUGGACGCAGCCAUCAAGGCUGCGCUGGAAGGCUACAAACCUGACCUCCGUCACAUCAUCCCGGACCGCUCCAAGAAUGACAAAGGAGGCAAGAAUAAGCAGCAGCAGCAGCAGGCUGCCACCGAGAAAUCAAAGAAGAAGAAGCCUUUGGAGUACAUGUCGGUGGACGUUGACGCUAAGACCGUGCUCACCACCUUGGAGAAGACCUUUGCCCCCGCCCUUCCGGUCGAGAGAACGCGGUUUUUCAAACAACUCCAAGGCACCCGCCGGGUGCAGGCCAAAUUCCACGUCACACUCAUGCACCGCGCCUCCGCCAAGGACCACCCAGACCUCUGGCAGCGCUACACCUUUCUGCAGGAGACGGACGGCGCGAUCCACCCAGAUGGAAAGUUGGGCGAACUCGAGGUGCAGCUGGAGCGGGUCGUGUUCGACGACCGCAUCAUGGCUAUUGUUGUGCGCCUGGUCCCCGCUACCUCCGAAGACGAGAACAUCAAUGCCGACCACCCGGAGUUGCCGGCCCGGCCCAAGUGGGAGUGCGUCAACCGUGUGGCCCACAUCACGGUAGGAACGCGGGACGACUCGGUGAAGCCGAAGGAAAGCAAUGACUUGCUUGCGAGGUGGUUAGAGCAGGGCAGCGGGGAGGGGACAGGUAUCGGGGAAUUGCUGAUUGAAGGGAAGCCGCUUAUUAAGGGUAUCGUUAAGGGUGUGUUGGCGAGAUAGGACAACGAGACGUACCAGUCACGGUGUCGGGGAAGGUGGCGUCAAAUAGGAAGCGCUCUCUCAUGUGCAAGGGAGUGUCUGGAGGCUAAACAGACGGCCGGCUAUGCGGAAGAGUUCAUUUACGGCUUAUCCUUCCUCACGUACCCCCACUUGGAAGAGGAAAGCAUAUGU
Molecule: messenger RNA, 3230 nt
Organism: Chaetomium strumarium
Lineage: Eukaryota; Fungi; Ascomycota; Sordariomycetes; Sordariales; Chaetomiaceae
Product: fungal tRNA ligase phosphodiesterase domain-containing protein
Exons: 1
Coding region: 222-3059 (945 amino acids)
Biological process (GO): tRNA splicing, via endonucleolytic cleavage and ligation
Cellular component (GO): nucleus
Molecular function (GO): ATP binding; RNA ligase (ATP) activity
Source: RefSeq, a predicted model, not a curated record